AUGUUGUUGUUGUUGCUGUGUCAAAAGCCAACGUAUAGACUACUAAGAUAUAGUAUUAAGAAAUAUCUGACAAGUCUAUAUAGUCUACGUGGUUCAACGAGAGUUAAUUUACUUCAUCGAACUUAUGCAACUUCCAUAGCAGAAGAGAAUAUUAAUCAUGGUGAUCUGUCACCUAUUUUGAACAAUAAUAAUAAAGUACAACUUGAAAAUAUUAAAUAUAUUAAUACUUUGAUACAUCCAAUACUUUUAGAUUUGAACAAUAAACUAAUUCAAGGUAAAUUUGAUUCACCUUAUUCCAUUCUCAAUAAUCAACCAUUAGAUGUAAAGACUGCAAUUUUCAAAUCAUUUGAACAACAACUUACCAAAGCAUUAUUUUCAAAAUCCAUUCCUGAAAAUAAAAUAACUUUGGUAGAUUAUUUAAAUCCUACUCUUGACAAUAUUCCCCUGUUAUUACAAUUAAUUUCCACUAAUACUUAUCCCAAUAAUUUUCUUGAAUUCAAUAACUUAUCUUCGAAUAAUGAAUUAAUAAUGCAAUUAUUCACUCAAUUACUACAUAAAAUAUUUCUUCAAUAUAGAAUAGAAAAUGCAUCAUUUGAAAAGGCUAAAGUUGAUUUUUCUAAUCCAGCUGAAUGGUUCCCUGAGGCAAGAAAAAUGAAACGGAAAAUAAUUAUGCAUGUUGGACCAACAAAUAGUGGUAAAACAUAUAAUUCAUUAAUCAAAUUAUCUAAAAGUAAAACUGGUUAUUAUGCUGGUCCUUUAAGAUUACUUGCUCGUGAAAUUUAUGAAAAAUUCAAUUCUCAAGGUAUUGGAUGUAAUUUGAUAACUGGAGAAGAAGUUGUUCCUUCAAUUGAUAAAUAUGGGAAAGUUAGUGGUAUAGCAUCAGGAACAAUUGAAAUGAUUCCAUUACAUAAAAAAAUGGAUCUUUGUGUUAUAGAUGAAAUUCAAAUGAUUUCUGAUCCAUUAAGAGGAUCAGUAUGGACUAAUGCUGUUUUAGGAGUUUUAGCUCAUGAGAUUCAUCUUUGUGGAGAAGAAAGUGCCGUACCAUUUAUUCAAAAAAUGGUUAAAAUCACUGGUGAUGAAUUAGAAAUUAAAAAAUUUGAUCGAUUAGGGAAAUUAACAGUAGAAAAACUGAGUAUUAAUCUUUUGCAAUUGAAAAAAGGUGAUUGUUUAGUGGUAUUUUCUAAAAAAAAAAUAUUGAAAUAUAAAUGUGAUAUAGAACGAAAUACAAGAUUAAAAGUUGGAGUAAUAUAUGGAGCAUUACCACCAGAAAUUAGAUCUCAAGAGGCAUCUAAAUUUAAUAAUGGUGAAUAUGAUGUUUUGGUGGCAUCAGAUGCUAUAGGUAUGGGAUUAAAUUUGAAAAUAAAUCGUAUUGUUUUCAGUGGAGUCAAUAAAUUCAAUGGUUCUACUCUACAAAAAUUAUCUGUUCUGCAAGUUAAACAAAUUGCUGGUCGAGCAGGAAGAUUUAGUGCUCAACAUGGACUGAAAGAAGGAUUUGUUACUGCAUUACAUCGAUCAAGUUUGGUUUAUAUUAAUCAAUGUUUGAAAACACCGGUUUCGGAAAUAUUAAAAGCUAGUAUAUGGCCCACAAAUGGUAUUUGGAGACAAUAUAUGGCAAAUAAUCCUAAAAAGAAUUCAUUAUCAUCAGUGUAUGAAAAUUUUUUAACCAAUGUAUUAAAAUUUCAAAAUGAUAAUUUUUUCAUUUCUGAAUUAGAUCAAAAAGUUCAACUUUUGAAUUUAGUUUCGAAAGACCGGUUCUUAUCAACCAUGAUAAUUGAUGAUCAAUUAACUAUAAGUGAAACUCCAAUUAGUUUCAGAACUUCAAAUAAUCCUAAAUUGCUCCAAAAUACGGUAAUCCAGUUUUAUAAGACAAUUGUUAAACGUGAUUGUAAGUCAAUAUUGGAUUUUGGAUUUUUAGAUUUAGAAUUAUUAUCACAAACAUCAUUUGUUGAUACUAAUGUGAUGGUACCUUUACAAAAAGUUGAAAAACUUGAAGAUAUGCAUAAAUUAGUAUUAUUAUUUCUUUGGUUAAGUCAAAGAUUCCCAACUUUAUUUAUUGAUAAAGAUAGUGCCAUGGAAGUAAAAGCUUUAGUUGAAAAAAGAAUUAAUCAAGAAUUAGUUAAUGUGGAAAGAGCAAAUAGUUUUUAUCUGGAUCGAUUAAAAGGGUAUUAA
Candida dubliniensis CD36 is the source of this 2169-nucleotide messenger RNA. RefSeq names its product ATP-dependent RNA helicase (gene SUV3). The record is from RefSeq and is a predicted model, not a curated record. Gene Ontology annotation, cellular component: mitochondrial degradosome. Gene Ontology annotation, molecular function: ATP binding; hydrolase activity, acting on acid anhydrides; RNA helicase activity. Lineage: Eukaryota; Fungi; Ascomycota; Pichiomycetes; Serinales; Debaryomycetaceae. The coding region runs from base 1 to 2169 and encodes 722 amino acids. Gene Ontology annotation, biological process: RNA catabolic process; mitochondrial RNA 3'-end processing. The transcript has a single exon.